GCUGGCUGGCUGCAGCUCUGCGUUUCCGUGUUGGUUGUGGGAAGAGAGGGGGUUACAGAGAGGGGGUGAGAUUGACUAAAUCGGCUUGGAUUACGCUGUCAAUAGCAUCUUUUCUAUGGAUGAGGAGUAGUAUCGGAUGAAGAACGCACCCGUUGUCAAAGAGGGAAACUUGUUUUUGGGUAUAUUUUGACAUGGAGUGUGCCGUGACAACACCCCCUGACAUGUGAGAUUUACAGAGCAAUAUAGCUUGGUAGAAGACUGCGAUUGUGUGGCUGUUGCCAUCUCGCUUAUCCAUUUAUGGUUGCUCAUUUGGUCCAGUACUUGUCGCGAUCCUCGUCUGUAUUGGGGGAAAAAUGAAGAAGUUUAAUAUCAGAAAGGUGCUAGAUGGUUUGACGAACGUGUCAUCCUCCUCCUCCGCAUCACCUCAACCGGGAAACAGGGAAAAUGACACAAUUCAGGAGAACCUGCAGUCGGAGCAUUUCCAGCUCUGCAAGACUGUGCGCCAUGGCUUCCCCUAUCAACCCUCAGCAAUGGCUUUUGACGCUGUACAGAAAAUCCUCGCCAUAGGGACUCAGAGUGGAGCUUUGAGGUUGUUUGGGCGAGCAGGUGUGGAGUGUUACUGCCAACAUGAGAGCGGCUCUGCCGUCAUCGCGCUACAGUUCCUCAUCAACGAGGGGGCGCUGGUGAGCGCGCUGGCCGACGACAGUAUCCACUUAUGGAACCUGAGGCAGAAGCUGCCGGCGGUGCUGCACUCGCUCAAGUUCAACAGGGAAAGGAUCACGUUUCUCCACCUGCCCUUCCAGAGCAAGUGGCUCUACGUGGGCACGGAACGGGGGAACAUCCACAUGGUGAACGUGGAGUCCUUCACUCUCUCAGGCUACGUCAUCAUGUGGAAUAAAGCCAUUGAACUGUCCUCUAAGACACACCCCGGCCCAGUGGUACACAUCAGCGACAACCCUAUGGACGAGGGCAAGCUGCUGAUUGGCUUUGAGUGCGGCAUUGUUGUGUUGUGGGAUCUGAGGACCAAGAAAGCAGACUACCGCUACACCUACGACGAGGCCAUUCACUCGGUCGCCUGGCACCACGAGGGCAAGCAGUUCAUCUGCAGCCACUCAGACGGCACCCUGACCAUCUGGAACAUCCGCGUGCCUGCCAAACCUGCCCAGAUCAUCACGCCUCACGGUAAGCAUCCUAAGGAUGGCAAGAAGCCGGAGCCAUGUAAGCCGAUUCUGAAGGUGGAGUACAAGACCACUAGAGCAGGGGACCCCUUCAUGGUGCUGUCAGGGGGCCUGUCCUAUGACACGGUGGGCAGACGGGCCUGUCUGACAGUGAUGCAUGGGAAGAGCACGGCCGUGCUGGAGAUGGACUACCCCAUCGUGGACUUCCUCACGCUGUGUGAAACGCCCUAUCCCAAUGAUUUCCAGGAGCCCUAUGCUGUGGUCAUUCUGCUGGAGAAAGACUUGGUAGUGAUCGACCUGGCGCAAAUCGGAUACCCCAUCUUUGAGAACCCGUACCCCCUGACCCUGCACGAGUCUCCGGUGACGUGCUGCGAGUACUUUGCUGACUGCCCCGCGGAGCUGAUCCCGGCCCUCUACUCCGUAGGCUCCCGGCAGAAGAGACAGGGCUACAGUAAAAAGGAAUGGCCCAUAAGUGGUGGCAACUGGGGCCAGGGGACGCAGAGCUACCCAGAAAUCAUCAUCACAGGACACGCUGAUGGGUCCAUCAAGUUCUGGGACGCCUCAGCAAUUAUGCUGCAGGUGCUGUACAAGCUGAAGACGGCCAAAGUGUUUGAGAAGGCUCGCAACAAGGAGGACAAGCCGAGCACGGACAUCGUGGACGAGGACCCGUUCGCCAUCCAGAUCCUGACCUGGUGCCCAGAGAGUCGCAUGCUGUGUGUGGCGGGAGUCUCUGCCCACGUCAUUAUAUAUCGCUUCAGCAAGCAGGAGGUCACCACUGAAGUAGUGCAGCUCCUGGAGGUGCGUAUGCCGUACGAGCUGAAUGACGUGGACUCUCCGGAGGCGGCGGGAGAACAGACCCCGGCCGUGUCCACGCCAGGGGCCACCUCCAGCCCCCAGUCGGCCCUGCCCCCCGCGCAGACACACCCGUCCACCAGCAGCAACUCGUCCGACGGACCCCGAGAUAACGUGCCCUGCCUCAAGGUGCGCUGUUCCCCUCUCAAGCAGUCUCCAGGCUACCAGGUGGACCUGGUGGUGCAGCUUCUAUGGGUCAGCGGGGAGCCCCCCCAACAGAUCACCAGCCUCGCCCUCAAUUCUGCAUAUGGCCUGGUCGUUUUCGGUAACUUUAACGGGCUGGCCGUGGUGGACUACUUCCAGAAGACCCUCCUGAUGAACGUGGGUGUCCAGGAGCUGUACGGCUUGGCCGACCCCUUCCAGAGGCAGCCGCGCUCUCCGCGCAAGGCCCGACAGCCGUCAGGAGGUGUCUGUGAUGUUAAUGACGGCUCCAAUGCCUCCGAGGACCGCUGCAAAUCCCCCACCUCAGGCUCCUGCUCUCCAUGCAAUUCUGACGAGGAGACCAAACACCAUAAGUUCAUAGAUAAGAUGAAGCAGAAAAGCAGGCGCUUUUCCAAGACGGUAGCCAAUGACUUAGCGAAGAUGUCACGGAAACUAGUCACGGUGCCUGAUCAGAAACAUGAAACUGUAGCUGAGCACAUUCAUAGACGGCGCUCUCUUCAGCCCAAGAAGCGUGUGUGUGGUGUAAGAACGGCCGCCCAGGUCAGCAGGAACCGGGCCGGGAGCUCCAUCGUGCGGACCCCGUCGGCCCCCGACCUCUAUGCGAAGGACAGCUCAUUCAGCCGCUCACGCAGCUCCAGCGUAACAAGCCUGGAGCGGGAAUCCCGCGAGAUCAUCUCCUCCUUUCACUUCAGCGAGACCCUGAGCCGCAAGGGCGAGGCGAUGCCGGGGCCCAGCCUGUGGGUGGGCACCUCGCAGGGCAGCAUGCUGGUGCUGCCCCUCACCGUGCCCGCCAGCAGCGAGCUACGCAUGCAGCAGGCACCCGCCGUCUCCUUUGGAGGUGUGGUGACGCGCCUGAAGGGCGGCAUCCUCUCCAUGGCCACGCUGGACUCGGCCGGCGCCCCCCUGCACCCGCCAUACGAGUUGUGGUACGACCCCAACCUGCCGGACGAGCGCGAGGAAAAGGACCGCUGGAAGCGGCGCCGGCCCGCCUCACCUCCCUCCGGCAGCCAGGAGGGGGCGCCGGACACCCACUACGUGGUGCUCUGCUCGGAGAAGCAGGCCGAGGUGAUCGUGCUGCCCGCGCAGACCAGCGUCUUCAAACACAACAUCACCGAGGCCUCGUUUGUGCUGCGCGCCGACGUGGUGCAGAUGAACACCGGCUGCUGUAUCGCCUGUUUCUGUGCCAACGGGCACAUCAUGGCGCUCAGUCUGCCGAGUUUGCGGCCUCUGUUGGAUGUGAACUACUUGCCCCUGACAGACAUGCGCAUCGCCAGGACCUUCUGCUUCUCCAACCUGGGCCAGGCCCUGUACCUCACCUCCCCCACAGAGAUACAGCGCCUCACCUAUAGCCAAGAGACCUGCGACAACCUGCAGGAGAUGCUGUGUGAGCUCUUCACUCCUGUGGAGACUCCAGAGGCGCCCAACAGAGGCUUCUUCAAGGGUCUGUUUGGAGGAGGAGCGCAGUCUCUGGACAGAGAGGACCUGUUUGGGGAGACAGCGGCGGGUAAGGCGUCCCGAAGCCUGGCGCAGCACAUCCCGGGGCCCGGGGGCAUGGAGGGCAUGAAGGGGGCCGCGUCGGGUAUUGUGGGCGAUCUGGCGCGUACCCGCAUGGCGCUAGACGAGAGAGGGCAGAAACUGGGCGAGCUGGACGAGCGGACGGCCGCCAUGAUGGCCAGCGCCGACUCCUUCUCCAAACACGCCCACGACAUGAUGUUGAAGUACAAAGAUAAGAAGUGGUACCAGCUCUGAUGCCAGCGCCAGAGGGCCGAUGUGGCUGAAGAUCCCCUCUCUCUUCCUCUUCUUCCUCUUCCUCCACUUCUUUUCUCUCUCUCUCUCUCUCUCUCUCUUGCUCUCCUUUUCCUCCAAUCCUCUUCUCAUCCCUCCCUCCCUCCCUCCCGGAGGGCUGACUGAUUGACAGACUGCCACUUCUUUAUCCGAGCACAAAACUCGCCCCGUUCGACCUCGGUCAUCUGAGGAGAGACAAGCGCACCAGAGGGACGGCGACCUUUCCCCCUGCCUCUCCACAACAGACCCCUGACCACCACCACCACCCCCUGCCCCCAGCCAGCCCGCGGAGCGCUGAGGAGAGAAGGAGAGAGGGAGGACGAGUGCAGAGGAGAACAUGAGAAAGAGGAGUUGUCAAGACAAGGAGAGGAGGAACAGCCUUUGUGUGUCUUGUUCACAUUAGCCACGCUGCCAUACUACUACUGCUACUUACUGCUACUGCUGUUAAGGAGAGAGAAAAAAACUACUGAAGGACAUAUGAAGGACAUCUCAUGCCUCCUUCCUCUGAAAAGAACAGGAAGUAGAUGAGGCCAAGUAAUGCUGGGUGUUGUAGUUCCAGACACUGGGAAGGGAAUGGGAAGGACACGACAGGCAGACAUGACAGACUCUCCCUCUCUUUCCCACAUCCAGUGACUUCAAUCGCUUAUCUGCUGUGUAUUUUAUAUGUUUGCCCGCCCGCCCACCCCAUGCCCUCUCCCAUGCCCCCCUCACUGUCCCCUCCAUGCCCGUCCCAUGCUGUUUUGUUUUUUCACGGGAAAAAAGCCAGAUUGUCUUAUUCAAAGAUAUCAUGCUGAUAAUGAUGAAGUAGUUCUAUGACAGUCAUGACUGUGAUGAUGAUGAUGAUGAUGAUGAAGAAUAUGUUGUUGAUGUUGAAGACGAGCCUGAUAAAAAUGCCAUUAAUUAUACCUACUAAGGGCUGGUAGUUUGCAGUAUGGAACACAUAUCCUUUGCUGGGGUCACCCUUGAUCAGGCUGGGGAUGUAAGCAGAGCAAAGCAGAGCUGACUUCGAGUCCCUUGCAGACUCUGCCUGUUACAGUAUGAUAGGAUUUGCUGGGAUCUUAUCAUAAAAAAAACCUUAAUAUGGAGUUGGAAUGUUUUUCCUUACACAGGUUAUCACAUGCAUCACACACAUUUUAUGUAUACUCACAGAAAAUGCAAAUGCAUCCAUUCACCAAAACACACAUUAGUAUUCUAAUCAGCCUCACGUAGACAUACACACAUCUGCAUAUACACAUACACACACCACUCUCCUCACCUGCGUUGUGGACACGCUGAAUGCACUGUACUACUGAUGAGGACCCACAUAAAGAAUUGGGUCAGAUAUUUAAUGAAGUGGACAGUCAGGUCCCAGACGUGUGAAGAUGCAGCCUCAAGCUGCAAGGUCAUAGCAGAGGGAGCUGCAACCUGUGUCGAUCGAGAAGUACUACACACACCAGAGACAUGCUAUAGCUGCAGGUUCUGUGCUUGUGUGUGCGUGUGUGUGUGUAUGUAUGAUGUCAAGUGUUUUUCUUGUCUGUUUUUCUUUUAAUGGCCGUGACGAGGCAUAUCAUUAGUCGUUUGCCUGUCUGUGCACUUCCUGGUUAAAAAGUGUGUGCUAACAAUCUUAACAGCCCAGGCCUCUCCUGCUGAACUCUACCCGUGUGUGUGUGUGUGUGUGUGUGUGUGUGUGUGUGUGUGUGUGUGUGUGUGUGUGUGUGUGUGUGUGUGUGUGUGUGUGUGUGUGUGUGCGCGCGCGCGCGCUUGUUUGUUUGCAAGGGUGCUAGAGUGUAUAUGUGUGGUUGUCAUUGUGUGUGUGUGUGUUUGUUUGCAAGGGUGCUAGAGUGUAUAUUGUGUGUGUGUGUGGUUGUGUGUGUGUGUGUGCACGCGCUGGGGACAGACACUCACUGCAUACAUCUCGUGUGAUGCCACAUCACUCUCUUCACGUCACCUCGAGGGCCUUUGUCUCCUGCUGAACAGCAUGUUUGUCUCAUUUGUGUGAUGUUUCCCGGUUUCGGCGUCAUCACGGUGGACUGGACGACAGACAAAUGCAUGUGUCUCUCCCAGAGUUCGUGUCUGAUUAAUUUUGGUCAGUGUAAAGAGUCGCCUCAGCCAAAUCCCACCCCCAACUCCCAAAACCUGCUGAAGCCCAACACCACCUCCCUCUCCUGUAUUUGUUUUGCCAUGCUGAUAUGCCAACCCAGAUAUGUGUAUUCUUUACUGGAAGUACAUAUAUGCAGGAAUAUAUGUCUGUCUGCAUAUAUUUAUACAAAGUACAUAGAUACAGUAUAUUUUAAGGGAUGUAGUUCCCGAAUGGAGUUCUUUUUUUGUUGUCCUUGUAAUCAGUUUGUUUAUUUCAGAUCACUUUUUGAAAUACUUGGUUUUGAUUUAGGCUACAUUCUGUUUUGUUUAAUUUAUGAAGUGCGAGAGGUUGCGGUUAUUUUUGUUUCUCUGUGGGAGCAUCAUCCUCUGUCCCUGACUUCUGGCUGAAGGCUUCUUUCCCUCCCUCUCUCUCUCUCUCUCUCUCUCUCUCUCUCUCUCUCUCUCUCUCUCUCUCUCUCUAACUCUACCAGUAUGUUUGUUUGGAUGUUCAUUUGCGUUUUCUCUAUCAGUCGCUGCCAAAUGUUGUAAAUAUUGGGACACUUGAAGUCUUAAUCACAGAGUGCUGAUGUCAGCAAGGUGACAUUGAUGGCCAUCUCUUGUUCUCUUUCUCUCCAUCUCUCUCUUUCUCGGUCUCGGCUGCCAAAAGUGGCCCCACGGCGGGGCCCACUCCGACGGUCAAUCAGAGAGGUCUUUUUAGAGAACUGAUGACAUCAUAGAGCACUCAGUGAGGUCACUCCCUCCCGCCUGGAGCUCUUUGUUUCCGCUAGCGCAUGCUCUUAGUCUGUGCAAGCGGUCAUAUGGGGUUUUGCACUAUGAGUUUUUAUGUUGUAUUUAUAAUUCUGUCAGAAGUCAUUUUGAUUCAUAUUUUUGUAAUUUUUUGCAAAGUGUUUUUUCUUCAUUUUUUGUUUUGGCAGUUUUUGUGUGUGCGUCUGUGUGCGUCUGUGUGCGUCUGUGUGCGUCUGUGCGUGUCUGCGCGUGUGUGCGUGUGUGUGAAGGACCAAAUCGUGAUGCUGAAGGAUACAGGCCGGUGUGCCGAAGGCAGGUCAUCUGGGAGUGGCUCUCUUUCUCUCCGUCUCUCUAUGAUUCAUCUUCAGUGUCUGCUCAAUGAUAUUCUAAUAUAUUUAUAUAUUUGAAAAUAUAUAUAUACUUUUAAUUUCAAGAUAUUUCAAGAUAUAAUACUUUUAUUAUAUUAUUUAAAAAAUGAAGACUGCGUUUUCAAAAUAUCAAAUUUGUGUGUAUGAAUGUGAGUGUGGCGAGUGUAUCUAGCUAUCGGUUUAGAUAUCUAGAUAUAGCUCUGUAUCCAGUUCUGAAUAGUUGGGCUAUUCAGUGCGCGCUUGUGUUGCCAGGGGGCGCCAUUUGUAUGGGUGGAGCUCUGCUGGUGAGCUUCGGUGGAGCAAGCAUGUUCUUUAGCGUUUACAGACUUGAAGCAUUCAUUAUUGUCUCUCAUCAAAGCGUCAGAUUAUUUUUUUGUGUGCUCUACCAAUGUAAACUUUAUUUUUUAUUUCUGAUAUAUCUUCUUUUUUUAUUUGAGUGAUAUGUCUUUACUUUAUCAGCAGGUAGGAUCUUUCUUUCUGUUUAUGUGUUCUAUAACUUUUUUUCCGUUGAGAAAACAUUGUUGUCAUGCAAGCUUUUGGCCUCUCUGUCUAACUAAGCAGCCCACUCCAGUGCACGCCCCUCUCUCAGCACCAGACCUGAGACGUCGCUUGAGCCCAAUGUUCCCCGGCGUCUCACCUGCUGAGGGUUUUAAAAAAAAAAAAAAACUGGAGGGGAGUUGCAUCGAUUUGUUUUUAUUUUUCUGGUUGUAGCCACUUCACUGUACAGUUUUCUGAAGCUUUCACAUGGGUGUUUGUCUUAAUCUGCUGCCACCUACAAUGUAGAAACUCUGUUGAUAGACAUUACUGUGCAAUGGAAAAAAAUAAAUGUAAAACCAAUGUAUUCAAA
Molecule: messenger RNA, 7997 nt
Organism: Alosa sapidissima (American shad)
Lineage: Eukaryota; Metazoa; Chordata; Actinopteri; Clupeiformes; Clupeidae
Gene: stxbp5b
Product: syntaxin binding protein 5b (tomosyn)
Exons: 29
Coding region: 354-3941 (1195 amino acids)
Biological process (GO): regulation of exocytosis; regulation of protein secretion
Cellular component (GO): plasma membrane; cytoplasm; SNARE complex
Molecular function (GO): myosin II binding; syntaxin binding; GTPase activator activity
Source: RefSeq, a predicted model, not a curated record